Pseudovirgaria hyperparasitica is the source of this 2090-nucleotide messenger RNA. RefSeq lists its product as uncharacterized. NCBI's taxonomy places the organism in Eukaryota, Fungi, Ascomycota, Dothideomycetes, Acrospermales, Acrospermaceae. Bases 397 to 1725 code for a protein of 442 amino acids. The transcript has a single exon. Gene Ontology annotation, molecular function: DNA binding. The record is from RefSeq and is a predicted model, not a curated record.
AACUUUACUCGUACUGCGCCGCCAUAACCAAUAAAUACACCACAACGUCUUCUCUAUUUUUAUUUAGACUCGUCAGUCUUCAGCUGCGAUCGGCUUAGUCAUAUAACUUUCAGGCCGGUAGGUAACCAUUGCACGGCUUUUCCUAUUACCUUUUCUCCGCCCUUCACAUACCCAGCUCCGAACCGUCUUCUUUACCGCCCGCACUACGCAGUCGAAGUUGCCCCAAACAUCGAAACACAGUCUCUAUCAUAUCGAUCCUACUGUGCUCCAUUCAUCUCAGCUUCAAGCAUUCUCACACCCUCCUCAAGACUUUCCACGCCUGUUAACACUAUAACUUGCGCAGAGCUUCUGUAACCGUCCUUUCGGUCGACGCGCCGCACGCGUACCACUUUUCAAAUGGAGACUUACAACGGCCACGUCAAGACUCCCGCAGACGCCAUCAUUCUCUUCGAAGCAUGUCGGAUCGGACUUCUGCCUCGUGUCCAGCGGAGAUUGUCCGAAAAAGAGAGGCAACAGAUCAAGUCAGGGUCGGUGUUCGUCUGGGAUGAGCGAGAAGCUGGCAUGCGUCGGUGGACAGACGGGAAAUCCUGGAGCGCCAGUAGAGUUUCGGGGAGCUUCCUCACUUAUCGUGAAAUGGAGGGCAAGAGAGGAGGAAAUGGAUACGCCACAGUACCGCAACCCCAGAAGAAACCAAGUCCAAAGGUUGAUGCAAGAAGCGGCGACUCAGAGGAAGAAGGACCUGAUGGAUACCGGUAUAAGCCAGAUGGACUCAUGAAACAAUCGUUCAGCAUAACCACAUCGAGCGGCCAACACCUGCACCUCAUCAGCUACUAUGCCCGAUCUUCACCAUCUGCUUCAAAUCUCUUACAACCAUCCACGGAUCCAAACCUCAGGCAUAUACGCCCACCGAAAAACAUGUAUCCGGAGUCUACUGUGAAUGACCCACAAGUCAAUAUGCCAGCAGUGACACGCGCUCCUAUGGCAUCACCUGGCUUCUCCGCAGGAUCACCUCAGCCCAAUGCUGGCUCGCCGUAUCAACGUGCUCCCAUGGGCCCGACAUACAUUCCGCAGCAGCCCGGUUGGCCGCCAACGCCAUCUGCGACACCCCCUGGAACUUACGCAAUCUACUAUCCAUACGGACCUCCACCACCAGGCCAUGCCCCUCCAAUGCAUUUCCAGCCUAUCCACCACGCCUAUCCACCACACGUCGGCCCACCACCAACUCAUCUAGAUCGUGUUCCUCCUCCCAUUAGCAACUCUCAGGUACCACCUGCACCGCAGCACCAUCAUCCCAGCAGUCAGCCAUAUCCCCACAGCUUCACGACAAGAGCCCCGCAGACUUCGUAUCCGGCCCCGCAUCACUAUCCUCAUACCACGGAGCCAGGUCCUCAGCUGCCCCCCGUUGGCGCGCAUGCCGGCAGUGACCAUCACUCGUCUAAUCGUCCCAGUAGUGGGGGAAGACCCCAACCAUCGUCCCUCAAUGGGACUGAAGGCCAUGCCAACACCUCAUCUGCAUCUCCAGCACGCAUUGGCCCUGUCACCAGCUUAAGCAGCAUCCUGAACAGUGCACCACAUAACACUGGACCAUCUGCUGACCAAAGCAGGCAGGGCAGCCAAAGCCCAGCAAACACACCAUAUGCUCGCAAGAUGAAUGAGAGCACAGCCCCACUAAGGGCAGCGAACCAAGCCAUCAAUGCUCUAAAUUCGGCAGCGCUUUCGACAUGAGGAACGUGAACAUGGGGUCAAAAGGUCAUGCCAUGCGUCCGACUCGAUAUAAAUCAUCUUGCGCAGACCACCAUAUCAUUUCGGCCGGCGUUUAGUUCUGGUCAGCCACACCAUGUACGGCUAUCAUUCAUGCAUACACAGAUCGGCGAGUCUGUAAGGCGUAUCGGGGGAAAUCAUUCAAGGUGGUCCUUCUCCAAGGCAUCGGCGGCGUACUCACAGACACAAUGGCGUUCUCUUUUCAAGACUGUACGGAGGCCCAGCAUGACUUUAGCGUUGUCGCAGGCACUCCAUAGCUAGCUCUAGCUCUACGACAAUUAUGUUUACACACUACUCAAAUACACUUUGAGGCUCUCACUCAUUCAGCC